This is a messenger RNA of Nerophis lumbriciformis (worm pipefish), 3842 nucleotides long. RefSeq names its product KAT8 regulatory NSL complex subunit 3 (gene kansl3). Gene Ontology annotation, cellular component: NSL complex. Gene Ontology annotation, biological process: positive regulation of transcription by RNA polymerase II. The record is from RefSeq and is a predicted model, not a curated record. NCBI's taxonomy places the organism in Eukaryota, Metazoa, Chordata, Actinopteri, Syngnathiformes, Syngnathidae.
UUUGGAGCGCCACAUGGCAACCCACCACAGAAAUAAGGGAGGCGAACGCGCACGGCCUGUGUGGUUUAUGUAACUUCAAUUAAAAAUAAAACGUGUCCAUCUUCAGCUCAGUAUGACACAAUGAGACUUUGAACCGCAACGGCACCAAAUGUAUCAGUAAAGCCAAAAAGCUACGCGUCAAACCCAAGAGGUUUAAGGAUGCAUCGUGGCGGGGACAAGGACUACCAGAUUUCGGCAAGAAAGAUGGCAACGUCCUUGUUCUUCCAGCUCUCUGCUCAUGAACGCGAGCUGGAUUUGGUGUGUCUGGACCACAGCUACGCCAAACCGUGGAACUCUCACCCGGACGCCAGCAGCUCCCGUCCCACCAGGACGCUGUUUGUCACCCCGAGACGCCAGCCUGAAGUUUUGCCAGACUCGGAAGGUUUAAUAGAUGUGGAGAUGGUCACACCCACGCCUGUGCCUCUGUAUGACAACCACAAAGCUCUGAGUGUAAUGAAGGAGUGCGAGCGACACGUCCUGUUUGCUCGCACUGUAGCGGACAGUCCCCCACCCCCUGAUGACUGGGAGGAGCACAUCAACAAGACAGUGUGGUCGGUCGCUCAGACCAAAUUGUUCAAUAAAGUCCUUAAAGCACUUCAAGUCGAGAGACUAGCUCGUUUGGCCAAUGAAAGUGCACCCAACGAACCGAUACUACGCAGGUUAGCUGUGGACAAAUGUGCCAGGAAGGUGCGGCACGCGUUAGCAAGCGUCAACUGGGACACCAAGCUGACGCAGUGGUUACACACCAUUCUGAUAGAAUCACUGAGUCUCGCCAUGCUAGCCGCCUACCUGGAUGUACUGCAGACUCUCAAAAGCAAGUUGCCCUCACUUAUUGACAGAAUGUUGCUGCCGUCGGCAAAGACGGGCUCUGCCAGUGCAGAGGCCCUGUCCUUGUUACUGAAGCGUCCCUGGGACCCAGCCGUUGGGGUUCUGUCCCAAAACAAACCGAGCAAGCUCCCUGGAUCACCUCUCAUUCUCAUCGCACCGUCAAGCCCCACAAAUCCAGCUCUGUCCACAUCGCGGCGAAUGCGAUUCUGGCAGUCGCAGCUCUCCUGCCUGGGAAAGGUCAUACCCAUCCACACUCAUGUCACCAGCGGCGCCAACAUUGGCAUCACGCAGUGUCUCGAGCACAUGCUGGGAACCGUAAGGGCCAAGGUCAUUGAGGUUCACAGUCACUUCCCCCACAAACCCAUCAUCUUGGUCGGUUGGAACGCAGGAGCGCUCAUUGCUUGCCAUGUGUCCCUGAUGGAGUAUCUGACCGCUGUGGUUUGUCUGGGCUUCCCCCUGCUUACAGUCAACGGUCCAAGAGGGGAUGUGGACGACCCACUGCUGGACAUGAAAACUCCCGUGUUGUUUGUGGUCGGGCAAAAUGCUCUGCAGUGCAGCGUGGAAGGAAUGGAGGAUUUCCGAGAGAAACUGAGGGCAGAUAACAGCAUGGUGGUGGUGGGAGGAGCUGAUGAUAACAUCAGAAUCAAUUCUGCUAAAAUGAAAUUGGAAGGACUGACGCAGACGAUGGUUGACCGCUGCAUUCAGGAUGAGAUUGCAGACUUCUUGUCAGGCGUCCUCGCAAGAGCUGAGAGCCACAGCCACGGCUCAGGGGAGACCAGAGACCUGGACACAGAGAAGAAGAGAAGGCCCCGACGAGAAGUCCCCUUUGACAUGGAGAGAGGACGACCUUCCUCGCCCGCCCUGAGAGUCGCCAUCUCUCCGUCGGGGUCAGAGGAUCUGUCCAGUGUGUGCAGCAGUCCCACAUCAAGUCCUAAACCCAAGACCGGUCUCUCCCCAGCUCAGAAGUCCAGUCUGAUUACGGCCACCCAGCUUCUGAAGACCCACAUGCAGCGCUCGGGCACAAUGCUCUCACACAAGCAGGCCCAAGCUCAGUUUGCUGCUUUUAUGAAACAAAACAUGCUUGUGAGGAAAAACCUUGCUCCUGGUACUCCUCCUUGUAUUUUUGUAACCAGCGAUCAGGUGGAGGCGCUGGACAGAGACGAGCUGAGGCCUCGUGGCAAGAGGAGGCAAACGGCGAGUCCCACGCAGAGCAAAGCGUCCAAGCGGGCCAAGAUCAAGGUCACCAUUGUUUCCCAAAGCGAGUCAGCAGGGGGCAGCAGCCCAGCUGCACAUGAAGUUGGUGUCUCUGGAAAGCCUCUUGCAUUAACAGUGGGACAAACUGUGGCCGGAGCCAAGGAGCUCUCUGGACUUCUCACAGGCCAACGGUCUGGUAGUCUCUCAGAGGUGUCUGGUGCCCUGUCCCCAGGCUCCAGCUCCUUCAGCACGGUGUCAGGGUCGUCCACACCCGUCCAGGCGCACGCUUCGGCUACUGCCCAAGCACCUUCCGCAAGCAGUCUACCGGUACUCCAAGGCCUAAGUUUCAGUCUUCAGGAGAUCGUCACCAAAGCACCUAGCUUGUCCGCAGCAGAAGCCAACCCAGGAAGCACGCAGACCUUGUGUGGCAACAAGGCCCAGGGUCAGGUCUUGAGCUCCGCCUCUACCAGCAGCAGCACUCUCCUCCGCGCGGUGCCUGUGGUCACCACGGGGGGCGUGGCCAAAACCAACGCCAUCCACCAGCUGCUAACAAACGGCGGACUGGCCAAGCUGGCCAGCAGUUUGCCAAGCUUGGCCCACAUCAGCAACCAGAGCGCUGGGCAGAAAGGCCCCACUUCCAUAACUGUGAUGCUUCGAGGAGCACAGCCCAGCAGAGCCACGGCCCUCAGCCAAGCUGGUGAAGUCACAAGCACGAGCAGAAGCGACGUGUCAGCUGAGAGCCUGUGAACAACACAACGUGACGGGAUCUGCUGCUGAUAACACAGUUGUGGGAUCACCAGAGUGGACAUUUGUGGUUUGACAUCUUCAUCUAGAUUACACAUAAACAUGUCAUGAUAUAUUGAUGUUCUGUGAGUAUCUCACUGCCAAUAACCAUACUUGUGUCUUGGGUUUUCUCUAAUGCUCCAUGUCCUAAUACAGCCCACACUUCCAGUCUAGAAUAGUAGAUGAGAUGAUUGUCUUCUCUAUUCAUGCAAGGACACUUUCAAAGUAUCACAUUAUAAUCUUGUAGUCCAAAUGUAAUACAUACUCAUACUGGCCCUUUUUUAAGAUCUGAUGUUGAUAUCAGUCUGAUAUCAGCAUUGGAUGAUAUCGGUUUGUGUGUAAAAUGUCCGAUAAAAGCAGUCCUGCAGCGUGUUUACUUGUUUAGACAGCUAAUGUCCUACAAUUAACACACCCUUUCUUCUAAGUCGUUUUAAAAAACUGAUCAUGCUGGGCUAUAGGCUACUAGGAGCAAGCAGCUACACAACAGCUAAGCACAUGAUAGCACACAAGCUAGCCAAACGCAACCAGUGUCCUUCAUUGAACCUGUGUGAAGUUGGCGCCCCCACAUGGUCAAAAUCUCCCCAAACUUGUGCUGCUAAAGAUUUUGGGCUAACUAGGAUAGUUUGAAUGUUAUUAAGGUUUUAUGUAGCUGAUCGUUCAUCUUAAUUCCUUAAUAACAUAAAAACUACUCAAUCAAUCAAUGUUUAUUUAUAUAGCCCUAAAUCACAAGUGUCUCAAAGGGCUGCACAAGCCACAACGACAUCCUCGGUACAAAGCCCACAUAAGGGCAAGGAAAAACUCACCCCAGUGGGACGUCGAUGUGAAUGACUAUGAGAAACCUUGGAGAGGACCGCAUAUGUGGGUAACCCCCCCCCUCUAGGGGAGACCGAAAGCAAUGGAUGUCGAGUGGGUCUGACAUAAUAUUGUGAGAGUCCAGUCCAUAGUGGAUCCAACAUAAUAGUAAGAGUCCAGUCCAUAGUGGGGCCAGCAGGACACCA